CAGCUGUGCCCGUCUCAGCCGCGGCACACGCCUCUUUCUCCUCCCUCCGGUUUUGGGCUCCAGUCUGUUCUUGGUCUGCUUGCAUGGGUCGAUUAACGGGUCGCUUGUUUGUUGGCUUCACCACUGCGCUCAUCUGCUUCAUUGCAUACUCGUCGCAGAUUUUUGUCGUCUGGCCUUGGUAUGGCCGUGUACUCUCCAUUGAGCUGCUUACACUCCUCGUCCCUUUCAAUGCCUUGGUGGGGAUGCUGUUGUGGAACUACUACCUGUGCGUCGUAACAGACCCAGGCAGAGUGCCACCCGGAUGGCAACCAGACGUCCAGGAUAACGAUGGCUAUGAGGUCAAGAAGCUCACUCGUGGACCGAGAUACUGUCGAACGUGUGACGCCUUUAAGCCACCCCGCGCACACCAUUGUAGGCAGUGCAAACGCUGUAUCUUACGCAUGGAUCAUCACUGUCCCUGGGUGAACAACUGCGUCGGUCACUUCAACUACGGGUAUUUCUUCCGGUUCCUCUUCUACGUAAACUGUGCUUGCUCGUACCAUCUGGCAAUCCACGUACGACGCAUUUAUGUGGCCACACAAACAUGGGAGAACUUCGAGAGUUCAGAGAUGAUAUUCAUCAUCUUGAACAUGGCAACUUGCAUACCUGUCUGGCUUGCUGUUGGCGGCUUCAGUUUGUAUCACUUCUACCUGUUAUCAGGUAACAGUACCACAAUUGAAGGCUGGGAGAAGGAUAAGGUUGCGACCCUCGUACGACGUGGCAAGAUUCAUGAGAUCAAAUUCCCCUAUAAUUUGGGAUUGUGGCGUAACAUUUGCUCUGUACUUGGCGACUCGCCGCUAUGGUGGUGCUGGCCGACUGUCACGCCGGGAACAGGCCUCAAGUAUCAACUCGCCGAAGGCGAUGACCCCGAUGCUGAAAACUGGCCUCCCGAGGAUCCCACUCAUGUGCCCAUGCCCGAACCCGACCCCAACCACAAGUUCAGCCUCCCCUCAAGCCCCUGGACGUAUCAAAACGGCUCCGUCAACCCGUAUCUACAGCCCUCCAACGCCCGCCGCCGCCAAACCACCCGCAACGGCCCCUACUCCGCCCUCCCGCCAUAUCACCCUGACUAUCGCGAGCCCGAAGCUGUUGUCCCGUAUGAUCCUGCGUCGUCUAGUGAAGACGAGUACGACAACUCUAGGAGUGGCAUCCGUGUACGGAGGGGCUCCGAGGGUUACGAGAUCAAGUCGAUCAACAGGGAGGCGAUCAUGCAGGGGUUUAUCGAGGAUAGGACGCGCGAGCCUGGGCGGUAUAAUUACUACGAUCCCGAGGUUAGCAGUGAAAGCGAAGCUGAGGAGGACCCGGACGACUCGGUGCCUCUCGCCGCGAAGUUGCAGAGCUAAUAGCUGAUCUCUAUUGAUGCUUCGAUAUUGGUUGUAAUGUGGAGUGUUGUAUGCGGACCAACGGGAUACUACUAUCAUUAUUUGAAUCGUACAACAUCACUAAUUCACA
Rhodofomes roseus is the source of this 1491-nucleotide messenger RNA. RefSeq names its product zf-DHHC-domain-containing protein. The coding region runs from base 84 to 1382 and encodes 432 amino acids. Gene Ontology annotation, cellular component: endoplasmic reticulum membrane. Gene Ontology annotation, molecular function: protein-cysteine S-palmitoyltransferase activity. NCBI's taxonomy places the organism in Eukaryota, Fungi, Basidiomycota, Agaricomycetes, Polyporales, Fomitopsidaceae. The transcript is spliced from 10 exons. The record is from RefSeq and is a predicted model, not a curated record.